UUUGUCGUCGGAAGAGCAUUGGUAUUCGGUCCCUCGUUUUUCCAUUCGAAAAUCUCAAAAUGCCGCCGAAGAAAUCGAAGAAUGGUUUCUACAGAUUUAUGCAGGAUUUCAAGAAGACUCAAGAGCAAAAGGGAAAAAUUUAUCCUGAGGGAAUUAAAGAUGUGCAGAAUGAUCCAGAAUGUUCAAAAGCGUGGCAGCAAUUAUCGGAGAAGGAGAAACAGCGGUACAAUGGAACGAAUGAUAAAGGAAAGGGCCAGACAGAGAAGUUGACAGGCUGGGGUGAGAGGAUCUCGGACAUCCUGGUGAGACAGAAAAAACACCAGGAGUACGAGGCGAACAUGAGAGCAGACAUCGAGGAGACUCUUCGCCUGGCCCAGGUCUGCGAGAGCGUUCCCGAUCUCACGGUGUACAUCAUCCACGUGAAUUACUUCUACUCGAAGGACCUCCCAGACUCAUCGGUCCUGUACAUCCCCGCUGAAAUAGCUAUAUGUGAAUUUUCUAUUGCUGAGGGAAUCAAGAGGUCCUACCACCAGAUCAUCAAGUCCGACGUCGAACUGGGAUACGCCAGGUCGACCCUAGAGCACUGCGACAGAACCCACAAGCUCUGCCCAGAUUAUGAAUACGGGGAGGAUGAUUAUUCCAAGAUUUACAAAAAAUUUCGAGAGUUCUUGAAGACCACGGAGGAACAGACUGGAAAAAUACCCCCCAUUUACACACGUCAGAAGUUCGUUACUGUCGUCUCCUGCUUUCUGGAUCGAAUUACCCUGAGUGCAGGACUCCCCAAGGAAACAUUUCCACUCUACUCCUUGGAGUGCCUCUUUGGGAAGCUGAUGUUCAUGUGCAAUCCUGAUAAGAUUGAUCGUCACUCCUGCAAUCCAGUCCUCCUGGCAGAGUCUGAAUUCGAUAAAGACUCUUUCGCCUACUCUCCCAACAUCGAGUGCCUGUACCACCACCAGAUCGAAGGCACUUCAAUCCACUGCAGUCUCGCUAUAAUUCGUCAGUGGUGUUUCAUCAUCUGUGCCUACUGCUGCAACUGGUUCAACAUUGAUAUUAUCCCUGAUGUUCACUGUCCUGCCCUUCACUGCACAGACGACAUCGAUUUCAUCUCCACGAGUGUCAAGUCCCUCAAUAUCGACAAGAAGUUCCAGCCCAGUACCUUAAAAUCCAUGACUGGUGUGAGUGAUAAGUACAGGUAUGAGAAAGCUGGACGUACCUUCGAGGAAGAGGCGCAACGCAGGAAGGAAGCCAUGAAAAAUCCCCUGGAGAUUAUUGAUCACGGGAAUAAUGCACCAGGUGAAAUUGCUAAGACAUUUCCGAAGUUCUACAGACCCCUCAGACCACCGAAUAAUCUCUCAGUGAUCUUCAAGGGAAGUGACAACCCCUCGACAUCCCACAGCUCCACUACUUCAUCGCUCGGGGCCACAGGACAUGGGAAAUCCAGUGCCACUGUAAAACGACCCCAGAUGAAGGGGAUAGGUCGUGGCGGAAUCGCCACUGAUUAACUGGAGCUUUUCCUUUUUUCCUCGGAUUCCUCGGAGAAGAAAUCCCUGAAAUAAUUAUUAUAAUCAUCUAUAAUAAUUAUUAACAUUGAUGACUGCGAGAAAACUACAAGACUUUGUUUAAUUUCUUCAACCAUUAUUAAUUAUCCACUU
This is a messenger RNA of Fopius arisanus, 1652 nucleotides long. Its product is annotated as protein maelstrom homolog. Lineage: Eukaryota; Metazoa; Arthropoda; Insecta; Hymenoptera; Braconidae. Gene Ontology annotation, molecular function: sequence-specific DNA binding. The record is from RefSeq and is a predicted model, not a curated record. Gene Ontology annotation, biological process: regulation of miRNA-mediated gene silencing; negative regulation of DNA-templated transcription; piRNA processing. Gene Ontology annotation, cellular component: P granule; nucleus. The transcript is spliced from 5 exons. Bases 60 to 1502 code for a protein of 480 amino acids.